AGGCCCCGCCACCAAUAACAGGCGGUCCGUGCGGCCCACCCCGCCCAAAGGCAGCAGGCACGCCGAAACCAUGGGCCCUGGCGGCCAAGAGUAGACCGCGGGCACGGCCCGGCGCAGAACGCCCAGCGGCAGCAAGAACCCAGCGGGCCGCCGCCAAAAGCACCUGGCCUGGAGGUAUCGUGGCAUCGUGCCCCCGGCAGCAGACGGCGCGCACCGGCCCCAGGGCCUCGCACUCACGGCAUGCCCGUCCACCAACCAUGGCUCGCCCCACCAUCUACGCCCUCUCGACCAAACCGGGCCGCGCGGCCCUCGGCGUGAUCCGCGUGUCGGGCCCCGGCGCCAGCCACGUCUUCCGGCAGCUCACCAAAAGCCCGCGGCAGCCGCAGCACCGCAUGGCCAGCGUACGCUCGCUCUACGGCCGCAAGGGCCUUCUAGACCACGCGUUGACGCUCUUCUUCCAGGGCCCGCGGUCGUACACGGGCGAGGACGUGCUCGAGUUGCACGUGCACGGCGGCACGGCCAUCGUCAAGGCAGUCAUGGACGCGGUGGGCCACAGCCACCGCCCCGCCGAGGGCAUCCACGUGCGGUACGCGGAGCAGGGCGAGUUUUCCAGGCGUGCGUUCCUCAACGGCCGCUUCGACCUCACGGAGAUCGAGGGCAUCCGCGAGAUGAUCGACGCGGAGACCGAGUCGCAGCGCGUGGGCGCGUUGGCCUCGCUCACGGGCUCGACCCUGGCGUUGAUGCAGCGCUGGCGCCACGACAUCGUGCGCAACGUGGCGCUCCUCACCACGGUGAUCGACUUUGGCGAGGAGCACGACCUCGAGGACACGCAGCGGCUCUUUGGCGACGUCGGGCGCAGCAUCGACGCGUUGGCCGCGGACAUCCGCGGCUACCUCCGCAAGGUGCGCGGCUCCGAGGUGCUCAUGCGCGGCAUCAAGGUCACGCUCGUGGGGCCGCCCAACGCGGGCAAGCUGUCGCUCCUCAACUGCUUGGCGCACAGCGACGUGGCCAUCGUGUCGGACAUUGCCGGCACCACGCGUGACGUCAUCGACGUGCCGCUCGACAUCGAGGGCUACAAGAUCGUGGUGGGCGACACCGCGGGCAUCCGCGCCCUGCUGGACGCGGGCCUCAUCGAGAAGGAGGGCAUCCGCCGCGCCAAGCAAAAGGCGCUCGUGGGCGACAUGGUCUUGGUCGUGGCGCCCGUCGACGAGCCGCUCGCGCGCGACAUCCUCGACCACGUGGCGUUGCUCCACGAGGCCAAGCGCCACGUGGUGGCCGUGGUCAACAAGGUGGACUUGGCGUCCGGCCCCGCGCUCGCCGCCGCGCGCGAGAAGCUCGCGGCGCAGCUCCGCAUCCCGCCGGCCAGCGUCUUUGCCGUGUCCUGUCUCACUGGCGAGGGCAUGGCCCCGCUCCGCGCCGAGCUCGUCCUGCUGUUCAAGCGCGUGUCCAUGACCACGAGCUCGGACCCGGUGGUCAUCUCGGCACGCGCCCAGGACUUGCUCGAGCACGACGUGCUCUACGGGCUUGAGCAGUUCCAGGUCUGGAAGGACGCGGACGACGUCGUGUUGGCGUCCGAGUGCCUCCGCCAGUCCGUGGACGGGAUCGGCAAGAUCACGGGCGAGGCCGUGGGCGUGGAGGAGAUCUUGGGCGUCGUGUUCUCCAGCUUCUGUAUAGGCAAGUAGCGGCGCGGCGCUUCCAACGUGGUCUGUUUCUGUAUUU
Molecule: messenger RNA, 1719 nt
Organism: Metschnikowia bicuspidata var. bicuspidata NRRL YB-4993
Lineage: Eukaryota; Fungi; Ascomycota; Pichiomycetes; Serinales; Metschnikowiaceae
Exons: 1
Biological process (GO): tRNA wobble uridine modification; tRNA methylation
Cellular component (GO): cytoplasm; mitochondrion
Molecular function (GO): GTP binding; protein binding; GTPase activity
Source: RefSeq, a predicted model, not a curated record